This is a messenger RNA of Stegostoma tigrinum, 3758 nucleotides long. Its product is annotated as small integral membrane protein 44-like. Bases 907 to 1299 code for a protein of 130 amino acids. The record is from RefSeq and is a predicted model, not a curated record. The transcript has 2 exons. NCBI's taxonomy places the organism in Eukaryota, Metazoa, Chordata, Chondrichthyes, Orectolobiformes, Stegostomatidae.
CGGAGUGCCCCCCGCUGGACAGUCUGACGGGAGCUCUCAGCCAAGCUUCCUAAACCCACCUGGAAGAUUAGCGUUUGGAAAUUCAUGAGGAAUUGAUUCGCAUGUAAUGGAUAACAGUCCACUCCACAGGACUGCCUCCUCUCUGCUGAAACAUCUUGGUUACACACCCCAGUCAGAGGUCGGACGUGGGGAACAUAGAAAUGACGGUGUUAGCCGGAUACAAGGCACGAAUUUCAACGCAAUGACUCGAAACAUUAACCCUGCUUUCUCUCUGCGCCCGACCUGCCGAGUUUCUCCAGCACUUUCUGUUGUUACUGCGUAAAAAGAAAGACUUUUCAGCAUUUAGCUUCGUUCAGCUGACGACCUCUUUGUCCUCCCUUUCUGGCUGUCUCUUUCCCUGCAUUGUGCUCAGUACACAAUUUCCCUCUUUUUUUAAAGGUUUUUUGCGUCUUCGGUUUUCUGAUUCCGUCCCUUUAUCCCCCUCGAUAUUUCACUUUAUCGUGUCUUUGCCUCCCCAAAAAUGGGACAGGUUUAAGGACCGCCCAGGAUUGAUGUGAUUUGCUGAUGAACAGUCGAACUUUAGCAGCUCGGUAGACAAAGCGCUGUUCUGGCACCAGUGUCAGAGAAGGAUCUGUUGGAGGGAACAGCUCCAGUUAAGUCUCGAUACACAGCCUGCUGCCGCUAACAGCCAGCUGAACGUUCCCAGGCAGUGAAAGCUGCGCAGAAUAUAGGCUUUGGGACUGGGAGAAGGGGGUCAGAAGCUUUAACAUGCUUACAAAUAUGAAGCAAAACUGGGUUCAAACCAACGGUGCACCAUCAAUCUUCACUCUGUAGGACGGUUCUCAGCGGCGCCCUUCACCCUGAGAGGGGGAAAUUUCAGCUCACACCUUGGACGGACCUGCAGCCAUGGAGCAAGUCUCGAGUCUGCCCACAGGGAACGCCAAUUUGACAGAAGCGCUGGGCCACGCGUUCCAGUACUCGCUGCCGUCCAGCGAUGUGCUCUAUAGCGACUACAAACCCCCUCAGAAAGAACUCAUCCCUCUGCCCAAAGCUGUGCUCUACCUACUUACGGCGGCCCUGGUGGUGGUGGCAGUAGCUUAUGCCAUCGUGGGCCAUCUCCUUAAAGACCUCGCACACGACUUUGCAGAUUGCAUAUUUGGUCCAAGGCAGCAUGACACAGAGACUGGCAAUGACCUGAAGUGCAUCACUCGUGAAACACUGCUGUACCCGCUCCAGAAUCAGGAGGCAAUCCAAAUCCCAGAAGAAAACCAAACACUGCAUUUACCACAACAGACAUGACUUCCAACUAGGAAUCGAGGGAUGGAUUAACCAAAGAGGACUCAAACUGAAAAAUCCUCAUACCAUCACGAGCACCAACUGAAUUCAGUCUAAUGACAUCAGCUGCCAUCACCACUGAGUUAGUUUCUUGUAAGCCGAAUGUUGACAAAUUAACUUGUGACUUUCUGAAACCUUAAUGUAUUUCCGGAUGUAGCAGAAUUAACUGUACAAUAUAUACAUAUAUAUAACAAAAACACAUGGCCACUGCAUUUAUGAAUAGAAUGGCAAGUUGUCAAGGGAAAGCUGUGCAUUUAUAUAGCACCUUUUAACAUAGGGCAAACUAUCCCAAGUUACUUCAUCGGAGGGAGCAUCAAAUGAAUUUAACCCUCAAACCUCACAUUUUGCAAUUUUAGCUCUGCUAUAUGAGAAUCCAAUUUUUUUUGAAUGCCUCUAGAGGCUAGGUCACAAUUCCCUCCUGAUCAGGCUAUUCCAGAUAUGUGUACAAAGGCAUUUUUUCCUGCAUUUUUCUCUAGCUUAUCCUCAAAACCAUUUCUUCCAAUAUUCUUCCUUAUAUCAAUGAAAUAUUUGGAAUUUAUCUUCAGAGUGUUUUAUAUAUUUUGCUUAAUUUGCUUGCUGUCUUGGCUGCAAUUAGCAUCAAUCCUUCCUCUUAGCUCAUCUCUCCUCAUAUUUGAAUAAUUUCCUGUUGUAUCUACCCCAAAGGCUUGCACACCUAUGAAAUUCUGUUACUUCAAGCAAAUGUUCUAGGCUUUGGGCUCCUUUCAGCAGUUUCCACCCACAUGACUGCAGCAUCUCAGCAGCACUUAACCAAUGGCCAUGCUGGCAGCACUUGGCAACGAACAGGUAUAAGUGAUGACAUGUCAUAGCGUCAAAAGGGUCCUAUGCUGGUCAAGUGAAACUGCACUGAAAAAUUAUCGAUUGUUAACUUGAAUGAGUGAUUUAGUAUGGUGCCACAUCCUAUGAGACCCUGGGCUUGUCUGGCUCUGCGACAGCAUCCCCUAUCUGAGCCAGAAGGUCCAGAUUCAAGUCCUACCUGAGCUGCAGGUGUUUCACAACAUAACCAAACAAGCCAAUUAAAAUAACUCUUACAAAUCCAUUCUUACCAUGUGCUGCUCUUCCCAACCCCUAGAAUUGUUUAUGGAAAUGCUGGCAAUAUCUUCCAGAGCGCAAUUGUUCCUAUUCCAAGCUUUAUUAAACAUUCUUUGUCUGCAAGACCGGCACUGGCUGUCAGUCUGAAUAGAUUCAAUAUUUUAUAAAGAAACUUUAGGUGGGUGUCUGGUUACUCAGAGGUGUAAAAUUUGUUAGUCUUUGGUUUCAAUGUUAUUCUGAUUGCAAUGCUACCUCUUCCAAUAAUACCAUCUUAUCCCAGCUGGAAUUUUCCUAUUGAUAAACCUAGAAUAGCAGUGAUAAUCUGUUACAAUCUCUCAAGUGACUAACAGCCAAGAGUCAACCAAUCUGGACAUAUUCCAAUCACUCAACGUAAAGACUGAAUUUUCACUGAAAAUAAAACUAAGGCAGAUCUUGGGGUUAAUUGACCAAGAAAUGAAACACCAUAGAAUAUACUUUAGUUUUGCUCCAUUUAUUGCUUUGGAUUACAGUUCCCAUUUAAAUUUCUGAUACAAGAUGGCUGUUAUAAACAUACUGCCCGGGAAUCAAGACAUUGUUAAUGAGGUAUAUGCCACAGUGACAGCCUUUCAGAAGGCCUCACUGUAUAAAACAAAGAAAGGAAAGGGGCCAUGACCAGAACUAAUUAUAAAAAAAGGAUUGCACAAUGACUAAAAACACUGCUUCCUUUGAGCUAGUUCAUGAUGUCAUACUAUGCUCUGUAUAGUGCUAAUUAGAUAAGGUUCCAGUGUACCUAGCCAAUAAGAACAAUUUGGGUAACAGUCCAAACAUUAAAAAAUUAAACUUUUUACUUCAACUGACUUGCAGUUCAAUUCCAGCUUCCACUGCUAUUUCAAUUUGAUGUCUCUCAUGUUUCCACAAUAACCAAAGUUCAUGUGUCAACUCCAUGCGAUGUUUUAAAGGACCAACUUAAAAAUAACUGGAACAUGAACACUGUGAUUUUAGCUGAGGCAGUGAAAUAGUAAGGCCAAGUGAUAGUAAGCCAUUUCCCAGGGCUAGAAAGCCCAAAAUUUUACUCUGCCUCUCCCCUAAUCUCCCAAACAUAAAUAUAGUGAAAACUUUUCUCAGGCUAAAGAUGUGUAGAGCACACACUUCAGAAAGAGUCAGUUUGUGCUGAACGCUAGGGAUCCAGGCGGCAUACUGGGCUAUCGUACACCAUCUGCAGGUUCACCUUAUGUCCCACCAGCUCACGGAUGUUGUUGAUGCCAUACUUGAUCAUGGUUGGCCUGGAAAGCAAUAAUAAAAAAAAACUGCAAAAUUUAAACUCAGAUCUCGGAUAUUCUAUGAUAAGAAGGUGCACAGCUGGAUGAACACAGCAGGCCAAGCAGCACCAGAGG